Molecule: messenger RNA, 3445 nt
Organism: Tachysurus fulvidraco (yellow catfish)
Lineage: Eukaryota; Metazoa; Chordata; Actinopteri; Siluriformes; Bagridae
Gene: phc2a
Product: polyhomeotic homolog 2a (Drosophila)
Exons: 14
Coding region: 239-2653 (804 amino acids)
Cellular component (GO): nucleus; PRC1 complex
Molecular function (GO): protein binding; zinc ion binding
Source: RefSeq, a predicted model, not a curated record
CUUUUCCCUCCUCCUGAGCUCUUCCUCAGUGCCUGGUGUAGUCUGUCCUGUCGGACAGAGAGACACUCAGAAAUGGUGUAGGAUAUCAGGGAAGGAAGGCGAGCAAGGGGAAAGGACGAGAUAUCUGUAGAAGGAUCGAUACUUUGGAGGGAAACUUUGCGGUGCUGAUCGUUGAACAAGAGGUGUUGGACAGAGAAUCAGUAGUCGUGGAUCGAAUCCAGGAGGGUAUAGAGCUGCCAUGGAGAGGACGCAGGCCUCUGUGAGCUCCAGCUCCAGUGCUCCUGCACCAAGCAACCCCAUCAUCAUGUCCAUCUCCAGCAGCAGCAACAGCCAGGGAAUGGCCACCAUCAGCUCCAGCAUCAGUAGCAAUGUCAGUGCCAGCAGCAGACAGCAGACACUGCCACAGUUAUCAGUAUAUGGGGGAAUCCCUGACAGACAGACAGUGCAGGUGAUUCAGCAGGCCCUGAACAGGCAGCCCAGUACUGCAGCUCAGUACUUGCAGCAGAUGUAUGCAGCACAGCAGCACCAUCUCAUGUUGCAGACCGCCGCACUCCAGCAACAGCACCUGAGUUUAGCAGCGGUGCAACAGUCUACAGGCACCAAUCACAAUAGUCCUGUGGUGUUUUCAUAUAAAGACAAAAACAGCACAUUUUGGUAUGAUUUUCAGGCACAGCAAAAUAGCCUUGUGCAAGUAGCUAGGAGCCUAGGCCGUGCUGUUCCUUUGUCCCCCCAGCUCAUACUUACUCCGACCGCUACAGUCGCUGCUGUCCAACCUGAGGCCUCGUCGCAGUAUGUCAACCUCCAGUCAACCAGCCCACAGAUGCAGAGCCUGGUGUUGUGUAGCCAGCAGGGGGCAGUGGCCUCUUCUACCUCCUCUACCACUCAUCCCCAAAUACCCGGGCUCAGUGUAAAGCACAGCAGUGGAGGAGCAACUCAAGUGGCUCUUCCCAGCUUAUCUGUGCCCCAGCUAAAGAGUCUCAGCUCUCAGGCUCAGGGUCUGCAGGGAGCAAAGCCCGGCAUUGUGGGCACUUCAUCAGAGCCAGCAAAGAUGACUGAUGGUGUCAGUGAGAUGAAUGCACAUGUGAUCAGUAUGAGCCACAACAUGAGCACAGCAACAAACCAUCCUCUCAUCAAUACUGCAUAUGCACAAUUUCAGACCCAUCAACUGCUCCAGCAACACAAGCAGCAGUUUGUGAUCCAGCAACAAUCCCAGCUGCCUCAGCCCAGCAUCCAGACACAGGGCCAAGCCGUUCAAACUGUAGCCGUUCAACCUGCUUUAGCAGGUCAACAGUGUGCCAUCCCUGUGCUGCCCAAACCACCCGCUCAGCAAGCCUCCAUCUUCCAUUCGACUGUGAGUCCUAGAAUGCUAAACGGUCAGUCUCCCAUGUUAAAUCCCAGCAAAGUCAAACAGGUGCAACUUACUGCCAUCAACCUCCAAUUCCAGCCUCCGCCAUCCCAAACUACAGUGACAACACAGGAUAAAUCAGACAAGGAGAACACUGUUCCUCCUGCAGUAAGAGACGACUGCCUUUGCCAAAGUGAUCAGCAGCUGCUAUGCCAACCAGCGCAAGAGCCAGCCGUGACUGAACAAUGCUUAUAUGAUCGCAGCCAGCUGACAGUGAACGCAGAAGGCCCAGACACUGCAGUUCCUGUUCCUGCGGCUGCACUGGUGUGUGUGAAUGGUAACCCAGCCAUGACGUCGGGCAGCGGGAACAAUGCGCCCACAGUGACUGGCAGCACCCCGCACAACGGCCAAAGCAAAACCCCACAAGCCAUCGUCAAGCCCCAGAUCCUCACGCAUGUAAUUGAGGGCUUUGUUAUCCAGGAGGGAGCAGAGCCAUUCCCCGUGGAACGACCGCCGUUGCUUCUCGAGAACGUCAAAAAGCACAAACAGCAGCAGCAGUGUAACUCGGACAUGGAGAAGAAGGUUCAAGAUGCUCACACAGCAGAUUCCGAGAUGGAGGAUCUCUCACAGCAAGAUUUGAAGAAUAUGCAGAAGGAACCGACGCUCUCUUGUGAACUGUGUGGGAAAGUCGACUUCGCUUAUAACUUCAAGAGAUCGAAGCGUUUCUGUUCUACAGUAUGUGCAAAAAGGUAUAACGUUGGCUGCACAAAGCGAAUGGGUCUUUUUCCGAGACGGCCAACUCCAGAGAACCCCAAGAAGCCGAGGGCCUCCAGUAAUCACAACACUAACUCUGAGGCCAAAAAACAAAAUCCCAGCACUCAGACAGGCCCAGUGGGCUCAGCACCCUCGCCGCAUCUCUCACAGCUGUGUCACGGGGAAUCCAGCCAGUGUUCGGACAUGUCGAGUUAUGACGAGCCUCUGUCUCCCCUGUCCGUAGCCAGCUCUGGAGCUCAGAGGCUGCGUAAGGAGAGAGGAGCAGAUCAUGGCGAGGACCACAGCAGGGAGCUGCCCCUCCUUACCCAGCCCUUCAUGCCCAGCGACCCUACCAAAUGGAACGUGGAGGAAGUUUACGAGUUUAUCUGCUCACUACCAGGCUGCCAGGAGAUAGCUGAGGAGUUCCGUGCUCAGGAGAUUGAUGGCCAAGCCUUGCUGUUACUGAAAGAAGACCAUCUCAUGAGCACCAUGAACAUCAAACUAGGGCCUGCACUGAAAAUCUUUGCUCGCAUCAGUAUGCUAAAAGACUCGUAGCCUCUCCUUUGGGACUGAAUAUGCCCAAAACUCCUGCACUGAUUUCUCUUCAUAUCCCAUUACGGUUAUGAAAUCAAGAAGCCUUGGGCAGUAGCUCAGAGCCCAAGAGUUUAAGGCCAGACUUUUUCUUCCCAGCCUGCUGAGAAGUGAGGAGGGAAUGAUGUAGAGUCUGGUUAGCCUAGUCAUUACCCCAUAGGGGAACAAUCAGCUUGAUGAAACACAAGCACAAAUAUCUGGGCAUCUUAUUUAAGUUAUGUUCACAAAUGGCUGAUUCUGCACACAAGGGAAAGGUAAUAAAAUGCAUCAUGUGAACAGGUUUACAUUUCAGAACUGGAUUUUUUUUUUUUUUUUACAUGCCAAGGACUUGUUCAGGUGCUCAAUGAGUUUAGUUUCUUUACAGAUUUGUUUUUUUAAGUAUGAAAUGAACUUGCGUUAUAGCAAAACAGUGAAAAAGAUGUCGUCUUUUUGAUCAUUUUGUCUAUUUAUAUUGACUCCUGGGAUGAUGACCAGUGGGAAUAACUGAUGAGUUGGACUGUGUGUAGAUAAAAAAAGAAAAAAUGAUCAAUAUGUGCCUGCCAUGUCCCUAUUUAUCCCAAAGACUCACAUCAGCCGUACGGACGGACACGUCCGUUACCGGUCACAAUACAGAUAAUGUCAUUCUGCUUGUGGGCUAAAUUAAAUUUCUUUGCAACGUUGUUAGUAUUCCAAUUUUCACAUGAUCAGUAUUUUAUUUAUUAAAAGGAAGUAUGUCAUAGUUUUGUAUUUGGGAAUAAUUAAACUUUGUCAGUAUUG